This is a messenger RNA of Myotis lucifugus (little brown bat), 414 nucleotides long. Its product is annotated as kelch-like protein 3. The record is from RefSeq and is a predicted model, not a curated record. The transcript has 3 exons. The annotation marks the transcript as partial. Gene Ontology annotation, molecular function: protein binding. Lineage: Eukaryota; Metazoa; Chordata; Mammalia; Chiroptera; Vespertilionidae.
GAAAGCUCUAUGCUGUUGGGGGUUACGAUGGGGCUUCCCGCCAGUGCCUGAGCACCGUGGAGCAGUACAACCCAGCGACCAAUGAGUGGACGUACGUGGCGGACAUGAGCACCCGCCGCAGUGGCGCAGGGGUUGGGGUUCUCAGCGGACAGCUGUAUGCCACAGGUGGGCACGAUGGGCCCUUGGUGAGGAAGAGCGUUGAGGUUUAUGAUCCUGGAACAAACACCUGGAAGCAGGUGGCAGACAUGAACAUGUGCCGACGCAAUGCAGGGGUCUGUGCAGUGAAUGGGCUCCUCUAUGUGGUUGGAGGGGAUGAUGGAUCCUGCAACCUGGCUUCGGUGGAGUACUACAAUCCUGCCACUGACAAAUGGACGCUGCUGCCAACCAACAUGAGCACGGGGCGGAGCUACGCAG